AUGACCACCGAAACUGCCUCCACAACAACAAACGGGAUAGACAAGCACAAUCUCUCUCCGCCCCCCUCCCACUCUCUCCUUCUUAACCCAGCCUCCUCCAACUCCAUAGAAGAUGACACCCCCCUCUUCUGCCCAACCUACAUCUCCCCCUCUGUCCAGGCACAGCUUCCAGAAAACUACACAAUCCGGCCCUUAAGACGCUCAGACUACACCUCCGGCUACCUGGACGUGCUCCGCGAGCUCACCAGUGUCGGCGACUUCACCAUGGACCAAUGGAAUGAGCGCUAUGACUGGAUGGCGAAGCGGAAUGAAGAGUACUUUCUGCUUGUUGUCUGCGAUGGGCAUGGGACGGUGGUUGGGACAGGGAGCCUGAUUGUUGAGCGCAAGUUUAUUCACUCGCUUGGUUUGGUGGGGCAUGUGGAGGAUAUUGCGGUGGAGAGUGGGCAGCAGGGGAAGAAAUUGGGAUUGCGCAUUAUUCAGGCGUUGGACUCUGUGGCGCAGAAGGUUGGGUGUUAUAAGAGCAUUCUCGACUGUUCAGAAGCGAAUGAGGGGUUCUACUUAAAAUGCGGUUUCAAACGUGCUGGUCUUGAAAUGGCCCAUUACUACAACCGCCCCGAGUAG
Messenger RNA from Paracoccidioides brasiliensis Pb18, 621 nucleotides. RefSeq names its product glucosamine 6-phosphate N-acetyltransferase. Gene Ontology annotation, biological process: UDP-N-acetylglucosamine biosynthetic process. The record is from RefSeq and is a predicted model, not a curated record. The transcript has 2 exons. Gene Ontology annotation, cellular component: endoplasmic reticulum; Golgi apparatus; endoplasmic reticulum-Golgi intermediate compartment. The coding region runs from base 1 to 621 and encodes 206 amino acids. Gene Ontology annotation, molecular function: monosaccharide binding; glucosamine 6-phosphate N-acetyltransferase activity.